UGACCUGCCCCACCUCAUUAGACAGUAGACUAUUUGCAAGCCGCUCAUAUUAAAAUCGGUUGUGGAAAAUCAAAAUCGAUAGAAUCAUUUUGGUCGUGAAUCCUCGAGGGACAGAUCGGUUCUCUCCUCAGAUAAUUUAUAGCUAUUACAGAUUACUGCAAAAGUCAUGAAUAUACUGAAACUAUUUUUCGUAUUUGCUACUUUGACGACGUUGGCGAAAUCCGAGAUUGCGGUUGAAUGGAUCUGCCAAGAUAUCAAACAAAUGGGCAAUUGCAGUAUCAUACCUAAGAUUACAGACUUGCUCCAAAUGAUUUCCGAUAAUUACGAAUAUCCAGACUUAUACUAUUGCCCAUACAAUAUUGUGGAACGUUACGCCAAGUGUAUGUAUUCUUACUUAUUUAGUUGUCAUACAUAUAUGAGUGAUCUUCAACAAACUAUCUUUACGACGUAUAAUUUGCCAGUUAAUGAGGACUCAAAAAUGCUCUGUACCAAAGGCCGGAAUUACAGGAGGGAAUUCAUAGAAUACGCAUCUUGUUCGAAAUCAGUAUUAAAAGCUGAACACCAAUGGAAACAUUUUUUGAAUAAUCAUGAAUUAGAAUUUGGAUAUGGUAUAGAAGACUUGGAAAUUCAUCAGAAAUGCCUAGUGGUUAAUGAUUAUUGGCAAACAACGAACAUGCAUAUUCGAGAAAAAUGUGGAUUUGACACCGAAAAGUUUCACCGCCAUGUGCUUGGGAAUAUGUGGCCCAUAUCAAUGAUUUUGAAAGUAUGCAACGACUUAUCAACUUAUGGAAUGUGAUACGAUGUACAGUUCAAAUCAAAUAUUUAGGAAUAGCUACAAGCCAACUACUUUUCAGAUUUAAAUAAUUGCGUUAUCGCUUAUUAAUUAACUCAAAUUUUAUGUAUUUUUUUUUUUUUUUUAUCUGAUUUUGUUUCAUUUAGUAAAAUUUAUAAUAUAUUUAAAACAUA
Melanaphis sacchari is the source of this 966-nucleotide messenger RNA. RefSeq lists its product as uncharacterized. Lineage: Eukaryota; Metazoa; Arthropoda; Insecta; Hemiptera; Aphididae. The coding region runs from base 167 to 796 and encodes 209 amino acids. The transcript is spliced from 8 exons. The record is from RefSeq and is a predicted model, not a curated record.